AAGGGUUUUGAGUUAACGCCGUCUGUUUUAUACACCCACCACCAAAGCCUCUCGUCGGAACGCAACCUUGUUCACUAUUCAGUUGCUUUCCUUUUCAGUUUCCACUGUACACAUUACACAAUACAGGGAGAGUUAGAGAGAGAAAGACUAUGGAUGUGUACUCAUGGUUUCGACGCAGUCUUUCAAGAUCCAAAAAGACUUCUUUACCCUCCACGAUCGAUCCCCAAGAUAAGCGACAAGAAGAUGAUGAACUGUUUGGAGUCACUGACCAAUUAAUCGAUUUCGUCAAGUCCUUUACUCUAGACACCUUCAAGACCUUCCCUCUCCUAGAUGAACAGGAAAGUAAUUUUGGUGAUGACAAUCCGACUACUUCUGGGAAUAUUCGGAAGGAUCUAUCUGAUUGGCAAGAACGACAUGCCACCAUUAUACUAUCUAGAGUCAAGGAUUUGUCACUACUUAGGCUUAGGUUAUGCCCUCGUCACUUGAAGGAGCGACAAUUUUGGAGAGUAUAUUUUACGCUUGUCAAGAGCUAUGUGGCUGAGUAUGAACUGCAUGCCAUACGACUUGCAAAACUCAAAGGGAUGACAGUGGAGAAUGAGAACUUAUCAGAUAGAGGUGCAUAUGAGGUUGAAAUGUCAGAGACAAAGCAAGUGACAGAUGUAGUGCCUUCAACUUCUUCGGACAAGGACUUGGAUUCUCUCGUGUGACAGUGGAAAUAGAAAUGAAUGAGCAGGGGUGCAAGUUGGGGACCAAAUGCAACCAAUGAUGACCUGCAACCAAAAUACUAACCAUUGGGGACCAAAUGAAACCAAAUUACCGACAUGUUUUGCAUGCCUCCCAAUCUAGUCAAUGUUUUUACUUGGCUAGUUUGUUGUCAUCUUCAUUAUUGGGGCCAUUUUGUACCCUUGAGGGGUGUUUUAAACUGAAUUACCCCAGUGAAUUUUAAUGAGGGUAAUUUUUCUAAAAUGGAAAUUUAUUGACACACAUGCAAGCUAUAACAAACAAGUUAGUUGA
Cornus florida is the source of this 1014-nucleotide messenger RNA. RefSeq lists its product as uncharacterized. NCBI's taxonomy places the organism in Eukaryota, Viridiplantae, Streptophyta, Magnoliopsida, Cornales, Cornaceae. The transcript has 5 exons. The record is from RefSeq and is a predicted model, not a curated record. Bases 150 to 707 code for a protein of 185 amino acids.